Gossypium raimondii (Peruvian cotton) is the source of this 1346-nucleotide messenger RNA. Its product is annotated as transcription factor HHO6-like. Gene Ontology annotation, biological process: regulation of DNA-templated transcription. The transcript is spliced from 2 exons. Lineage: Eukaryota; Viridiplantae; Streptophyta; Magnoliopsida; Malvales; Malvaceae. The record is from RefSeq and is a predicted model, not a curated record. Gene Ontology annotation, molecular function: DNA-binding transcription factor activity; DNA binding. Bases 775 to 1119 code for a protein of 114 amino acids.
UGCUCACUUCUCUUGUUUGUGUCCUUUGCUACUUGCCAAAAGCCAUCAUUUCAACUUUGGUUUAGCAAAUGGGAAAUCAUGAUUAUCUACAAAAUAUACUGUAAUAGGAUGUGAAUGGGUUGAUUGGUUUAAACCGAGCUAUUUCUAACUUGCUUCUAAGGAUACUGAUAUAUCUUUGGAGGAUGAUAUGGAUAAAAGUUAAAAAUAGUUUACUCUUAAGCAUUUGAUGGUUACUCAUAGAGCUUGACUGAAAGACAAGCAUCAUCUAGUUCAAUCAUCAAAAAUUAUUUUUCAUGCUUACUAUAUACUUCACCUAGAGUCCAUUUUAAACGCAUGGCCUUGUGUUCUGUUCCUUAGUUAUUGUAAUGUAAUCACACAUCAUGAUUUCCAGAAUGAGAGUUAGACAUAUACUUAGCUAGUUUCGAAUUUGAUUUUGCUGUUCUUGGAUUGUUUAUUAUCCUGCUAGAUUAGAAUUAAGAAGUUUGGUCAAUGGGAAGACUGGAUUUGCACUUGAUCUGAUGGAAAAUAUAGAUUAGAGUCCAACAAAUGUUUUUCAAUAUGUGUUUGAAUUAUACAUGUAUAACUAGUUUUGUUUGAGACCAUAGAUGAUAAUAUAUUCGAAACUGGGAUUCCAUAGAUCUGUUGGGAAUUGAGAUCAUAGGAUUGUAUUGUUCUGUGACAAUUCAUUCAUUGAUCCUUUUAGUUUAAAGUUUCUGAGUCAAAAAUCUUUGAAAUUUUUUUGUAGUGGCUACUCCAAAGCAGAUUAGGGAACUUAUGCAAGUAGAUGGCUUAACCAAUGAUGAAGUUAAGAGUCAUUUGCAGAAAUACCGGCUACACACACGAAGACUUCCAGCUACCACAACAACAACAACCCCUGCAAAUCAAUCAGGCCUUGUUUUUGGUGGUGGUCAUGCAUGGAUGUGUCAAGAUCAGUUUGGAGAAUCCUCGAAAGGGAACAGUUCGCAGUUGGGUUCCCCUCAAGGUCCUCUCCAGUUAGCCACAAACACUGGAGGGACCUCCACUACAGGGUGUGAGAGCAUGGAAGAUGAUGAAGAUGCAAAAUCCAAGUGCUAUAGUUGGAAAAGCCAUGUUCAGAAACCCAGAAAAAACAAUGUAUAGAGUUUACCCACCAUGAAUUUUGCAGAUAAAAAAAGAAAAGAAAGAAAGUAUACAUGGGAGGAAAUCAUUUAUCUUAUACAACCACUGUAUUUAUACAUAUAAAAGGAGAAGGAUCUUGAGAAUUGAGAGAGACAUGUAAAAUUUUUGCAGGAUUUAACUUUCCUUGGAUAUUGGAUUCAUGUAUUUGUUUUAUUGCACAACUAGUAAAGAAUUCCUGUUAUCAUCAA